This is a messenger RNA of Bombina bombina (fire-bellied toad), 3276 nucleotides long. Its product is annotated as glutathione peroxidase 2-like. The transcript is spliced from 2 exons. NCBI's taxonomy places the organism in Eukaryota, Metazoa, Chordata, Amphibia, Anura, Bombinatoridae. Gene Ontology annotation, biological process: response to oxidative stress. Gene Ontology annotation, molecular function: glutathione peroxidase activity. The record is from RefSeq and is a predicted model, not a curated record.
AUGGCAUUUAUUGCUAAAUCAUUCUAUGAUCUAAAUGCCACAAAUUUAGAAGGAGAAAAAAUAGAUUUCAAUAUUUUCAGGGGAAGGGUAGUAUUGAUUGAGAAUGUUGCUUCACUUUGAGAUACUACUGUCAGGGAUUAUACCCAGCUCAAUGCACUGCAGAGCAAAUAUCCACGACGGUUUGUAGCUCUUGGGUUUCCUUGCAAUCAGUUUGGCUACCAAGAAAAUUGUAAGAAUGAAGAGAUUCUGAACUGCCUUAAAUAUGUUCGACCAGGUAAUGGCUUUGUACCCAAUUUCACCCUGUUCCAGAAAUGUGAAGUUAAUGGAAAAGGCACACAUCCUGUCUUUGCUUACUUGAAGGACAAACUACCUUCUCCAGAUGAUGAGCCAGCAUGCCUCAUUAGUGACCCCCGAUACAUUGUGUGGAACCCUGUGCACCGGUCUGACCUUUCCUGGAACUUUGAGAAGUUCCUCAUCGGCCCUGAAGGAGAACCUUUCAAACGUUACAGCAAAAAUUUUCAAACUAUCAACAUAGAACCUGACAUACAGAGACUCCUUAAACUUGCCAAAUAAUGCCUUAAUCUGGCUGACGACUUUUGCUCUUGUACAAAUGUGACACAAAUAAUGUAUUUGCUGUAUUCCCAUAUCUUCUAUAUUGAUUUGGUCAGUCUCACGUCUCACUCAGUGCAGGGAAUGGGUUCUGUCACCUAGUUACCUCCUACAAAACAUCUAAAAUGAAUACAAUUAAAGGUACAACAAAGGCAUAUAAUAAGUGUUCUCAUCCCCCUCAUCCUGCAUACUAUAAUAAUGUAACCUGGUGAAAUUUAAAAUAUUGUGAGGGUGCAUUAGUUCCAUCAACUCGUUAGCUGUUUAAAUAGUUGAUAUGCAGCUGCUGACACUAACAUGUUUUGUUCUCUCUGGUUUUUCUUAGGUGACAUACAUAGGCAUGAAAUCAGGGGCUUGUUUUGGCAUAGGCAAACAAGGCACUUUUUGAGUCUCACUACACACACACGUACACUGCACUACACAAGCACACUGCAUUACACACACAACAUAAACACACACACACACACACACCCCAUAUAUAUAUACACACACACACAUGCACAUUUGAACAUGAAUGUUAACUUUUGAGAUGCCAUGAAAAAAAAGUUACAUUACACCCUCGCCAAAAAAUAUUAUGGCCAACAAAAAGCCUAAAACCUAUGGAGUCGGGGGGGGGGGGGAAUUUAGAGUGCCUAGGGCAGCACAAAACCUUAAUACACCACCGCACAAGAUGCAGAAAGAUGCAAUGCAGAGGCCUGUUAAUUAUGUUGCUUCAGUGCCUGCUUGUUCCAGACCCCCCAUUGCGGCAUAAUAUUAUAAUGAUAGAAGCCCCAAGGCAGAACAUGCAGUGAUCUGAGAUGUCAUCGCAGAUAAUGCAGCAUGUCUGCAGAAAGAACAUGAUACAUGCAGGAAUUGUUUAUUUAACUUUUCAGUGCUGCUCCACUUUAGACUGUUCUCUUCAAACAGAGCUGUUCUCUGGCUGCACUGUAUGUGUAAGUUUUCCUUAUCACAGUUCAUCCAGAGCAAAGUGCUGUUUUAAGUGAACAGUGAAAUAUGUAGUAGCGCUGCAAAGCAGUAGUGCAUUGAUUGACUGUCUCUCAUAGAUUGAUUCAAGCCCAUCCUCUAGCCUAUAACUGUCUGCAAAGCUGUUUUUUCUGAAUGUAAGACAUUUGUAUGAGCAAUGCACCUUUUUUAUUACUACUUCUUUGUUAGACUAUGUCUGCAGCUAAUUUGCAAUGCAAUUUUCAACUACUGCACUAUAUUAUAAAACGAAAUAUUGCUUUAUUCUCCAUUUAACUAACACGUUGCAAUUGAACUGGUGCUUUAGUGUAACUGCCUAAUUUAAAAUUAAUUUUGAUUUAAAAAAUGACCAGCAGAAAAUUUUUCACUAAAAAAAUCUCAUCGCAGAAAGUGAAAAAAAGUUCUGCCUCUGGGGAUAGAAGCAUUAUAGGAGACAUUAAAGGGACAGUUUACCCAAAAACUUUCUCUCCUUCAAUUUGUUCCCAAUUGUCAGAUUUACCUGCUGGAGUGUAUUACAUUGUUUACAAAAAGCUCCUUAGCCUUUAUAUUGGCAUCUGAAAUAGCUGAUUUAGCCUGUAGUAUCCCUACCUAUACUGAAAGUUUCCAUACCUAAGUAUAAGAUAUUUACAAACUAUGUAAACACAGCUAGCAGAAGAAAUUACACUCACAGUGGGAGGUGGAAGAGAUAAAGCUCUAAAAUGUUAAUUUUCAAUUGUUCUUUUCUAAGAAUUGCACAGAAACUGAGAUAAGAAAGGGAAGCAUUUGAUUGAUAAGAUAACAAGAUUUGAUCUUUCAGCAAGCCAAGCCUAUUUCGAUGAGCAAAUCCAGCUAUUUCUUUUGCAAAACAGAAGCAUAAAUUAGCUAUUUCUCAUACAUUUUAUACGCUGCAGCUGGUAUAACAAGUCAUGGGAACACAUUUAGGGAAAAAAAAACAUUUUACAGUGAACUGUCCCUUUAAAGAUGUUUUUCAUGUGCAUAGUAUAUUACAGCAAUUAUGGACAUCCCAGUGUAAAAAUAAAUGUCACUCUUCUGCUAGAGCAUUUCAUUUAAUUGUGUUUAACAUGUGUUAAAAUGGGUUCAACAUAUACUCAGUUAUGCUCCUGGAACAUUCCAAUUUUGCUUAAGUGAUUUCAGCAUACAAAUGUAUGUAUACAGUAUAGGCCUGCUGCAAAUUGGUUCACCGGCUACAUCCAUCUGCAGUGACACAGGAGUGCAACUGGGGAGCUUAAAGGGAUAUGAAACACAACAGUUUUCUUUUAUAAUUCAGACCAGGGAUGGACUGGGACCAAAAAUAGCCCCGGGCAUUUUAAGGCAAAGCAGCAUACUCCCCCUCCUGUUUUAGUUAUUUAACCUCUUAAUGACCAGUAUCGUACCCUGUACGUUCGCUGGUCUUUUAAUGAGGAUUGUUAUUUUGGUAGUGCGGUCUCCUCGCCAGCAGUGAGACCAGACAAUUCUAGAAUUACUGCCGCCAGGAGGUCAUAGCAGCGCAGUCCUGCCGCUUGUGGCAAGACCCGUGCUAGUAUGAACUGAUAAACCCUUAGCUACCAGCGACGGGGUCGUUAAGGGGUUAAAGUGGAGGUAAACUUUGGUGAAUGAAAGCCUGUUUUUUUAAAAAUACUAUUAAAAACAGGUGCACUUUUUAUUCAUCAAAGUUUACAAAGCCGCCGUUUUGAUUAAAAAAAUUACCUUUUUUUCUUUUCACAGCCAGAG